GGCACUAAAAGAUCACCACCGGAAGUAUUUAAUCGGUUUUUGUUUUCCCACGAUGCCGCCAAAAAUGAUGAUAUAUAUGUAUGUGCUUUUCUUCACAUCGUCAUUACUGAAGUUAGGCUGAUUACUAUCAAGAGAUUACCUGGUGCAGUGAAGCCAGCUAUUUACACCGGUUACUGCACCGGUCAUCCAAGGAGUGUCCGAAAGUGAAACUUCUCGCUCGUGCAUAAAAAUGAAUUUGGUGGCAUCUCUUCGACCGUGCCUACGAUUCUUAAAUGUGAAUCCUGCUGGUAUGCGUGUAAUGGUUUUUCCGUUGCCCAGGCGUUUGGACAGCGCGAGAAGUCUGUCUACACUUACCUUGUAUCAGAGAGCCUCGUACCUACACCCCCUGUUUGUUAUACAGCCACGGAGAUGCACGUCUUCAUUAACAAGAAGCAAGCCACUGUCCAAAGGUGUACUCAGGCUUUUACAGCAAGCAAAACCGGAACGUUUCAAGCUGUCUUUAGCAGUUUUGUUUCUGUGUGUCUCAAGUUCAGUGAUGAUAGCUUUUCCAUUUUGUGUCGGCAAGGUCAUCGACGUUAUCUAUACCUCUGCGACAGAAGACGAGCUGCGUCGGAACCUGCGUUGGAUAUGCCAGCUUUUAGGAGGCAUCGUUGUCGUUGCAGGCUUUGCCAAUUUUGGUAGGGUUUACUUGAUGAACACCUCUGCUCAGAGGAUCAUAAACGCCAUCAGAUGUCAGGUACAUGCUUCCAUCAUGCGCCAAGAAGUGGCGUUCUUCGACACGACACGUACGGGUGACCUCCUGACACGCCUUUCAUCAGAUACAUCUCUUGUUGGAAUGUCUCUAACACAAAACAUUUCAGAUGGCUUGCGUUCUGCACUAGCUGUAGUCGGUGGUAUUUCAAUGAUGGUGUACACAUCUCCACAGCUUUCGUUGGUUGCACUGAGCAUUGUGCCACCUAUAGCUAUCAUAUCGGUUGUCUUUGCCAGGCGAUUAAAACAAGUAGCAACCAAAGUUCAGACUAGUCUUGCACAGUCAAGUGCAACUGCAGAAGAGCAAUUUUCUAAUAUUAGGACUAUACGAUCGUUUGCAAAAGAAGACCACGAAAUGCAACUGUACUCUGAGAAGCUGUUGCACCUACUUAAAGUCAUCAAAGAUGAGACAUUACUGCGUGCAAUUUUCUUUGGAAGUACAGGGGCAACUGGGAACCUGGUCGUUUUGACUGUACUUUAUUACGGAGGAGUCUUGAUGACACAAGGUCACAUCACAGUCGGAACCCUGUCGUCAUUUCUUCUGUAUGCAGCGUAUGUUGGCGUCUCCAUUGGCGGCCUUGGAGGCUUUGUGACAGAGACCGCAAAAGCGGUCGGCGCAUCUCAGCGAGUUUGGGAAAUAAUAGAUCGCCAACCAAAGCUGCCCAUGGCUGGUGGGAAAACUUUAUCAGGGAUAGUCGGCCAUGUGGAGUUCUGCGAGUUGUCGUUUUCCUAUCCAUCUCGGCAAGACUACGCAAUUUUUGACAGACUCAAUUUAACAAUUCCGGCUGGCUCAGUCACUGCAGUCGUAGGUCCGAGCGGUCAAGGAAAGUCGACACUUGCUGCGCUUCUUCUUCGGCUAUAUGAUCCAACACACGGGAAAGUAACAAUAGAUGGCAUUGACAUAAGAGAGCUUGAUCCAAAGUUUUUGCGAACCCACAUCAGCAUUGUAAGCCAAGAACCAAUACUCUUCUCAACUACCAUCUAUGAGAACAUCCUGUAUGGUGCUGUAGAUCCUGCAAGGAUGUCACCUAACGAUGUCAUAGCCGCAGCAAAGGAAGCCAAUGCACUGGACUUUAUCGAGGGCUUUCCCGAGGGAAUGAAUACACUUGUCGGUGAACGAGGAAUACUGUUGUCAGGUGGACAGAAGCAGAGAAUCGCAAUAGCACGAGCAAUACUACGAAAUCCGAAAGUCCUCAUUCUUGAUGAAGCUACAAGCUCAUUGGAUUCUGUCAGUGAGAGAGCAAUACAAGGAGCACUGCAGACAUUGAUGCAAGGAAGGACAGUAUUGACCAUCGCUCAUAGACUGUCUACAAUUAAACAAGCCAAACAAAUAGCAGUUCUGAAAGGAGGCAAGAUUGUUGAGUUAGGCACAUAUAGUAGUUUGCUAACUGUACCGAAUGGGUUAUUUAAGACACUAGUUGAACAUCAGACUGCAUAGAAUUAGUGGGGUGCCAUGGAAAGAUUAAUGGCACUAUUGCAAAGUAUCCCAACUCAUCGACACUUUGGGGCAGAUUGUAUGGUGAUACCGAUCACACCAGGUAGUGAAGUGCCAGUACUGAAGGUACCAGAUACAUUGAAUUAUUUAAUAUAUUUAUUCAGCAGCUGCGAUUACUUCAGAAACCAGGUGUACGAAAGUGCUGUGUAGUGAACAUGUGUAUCGGAGACAGUACUACAACACCUCAACAAGACAGGAAGAGCAAAAAUGUGUGGUAAAUGGGGCAACAAUGCAAAGCAUUUUAAUGUACAAUGUAGCAGUUGUGUAUUAAACUGUGUAAUGACCAUGG
Molecule: messenger RNA, 2534 nt
Organism: Ornithodoros turicata
Lineage: Eukaryota; Metazoa; Arthropoda; Arachnida; Ixodida; Argasidae
Product: ATP-binding cassette sub-family B member 10, mitochondrial-like
Exons: 1
Coding region: 230-2188 (652 amino acids)
Biological process (GO): oligopeptide export from mitochondrion
Cellular component (GO): mitochondrial inner membrane
Molecular function (GO): ABC-type oligopeptide transporter activity; ATP binding; ATP hydrolysis activity
Source: RefSeq, a predicted model, not a curated record